Messenger RNA from Chelonia mydas (Green sea turtle), 702 nucleotides. RefSeq names its product ferritin heavy chain A. The coding region runs from base 100 to 630 and encodes 176 amino acids. The record is from RefSeq and is a predicted model, not a curated record. The transcript has 4 exons. Gene Ontology annotation, molecular function: ferric iron binding; ferrous iron binding. Gene Ontology annotation, biological process: intracellular iron ion homeostasis; iron ion transport. NCBI's taxonomy places the organism in Eukaryota, Metazoa, Chordata, Testudines, Cheloniidae. Gene Ontology annotation, cellular component: cytoplasm.
GAGACAGGCUUUUAUAUCCUUGUGUGGUUGAGCUCUUGCUUCAAUAGUGGUUGUGUAGAGUAUCUUUCUGUGAGUAUUUUACACCUUAGAGGUAGGGAAAUGGAGUCCCAGGUGUGUCAGAACUUCCAUGCUGACUGUGAGGCUGCUGUGAACCGCAUGGUGAAUAUGGAGCUGUAUGCCAGCUAUGUCUACCUAUCUAUGUCCUACUACUUUGACCGUGAUGAUGUAGCCCUGAGGCACAUGGCCCAGUUCCUGAAGGAGCAGUCCCAUGAGGAGAGGGAGCAUGCAGAGAAGUUCCUGACCUACCAGAACAAGCGAGGGGGACAAGUUAUCUUUCAGGAUAUCAAGAAACCAGAGCGGGAUGAGUGGGGAAACAGCCUGGAGGCCCUGCAAUGUGCCCUGCAGCUGGAGAAGACUGUGAACCAGGCGCUACUGGACCUGCACAAGCUGGCUACUGAGAAGAGUGACCCCCAUCUCUGUGACUUCCUGGAGUCUGAGUACCUGGAGGAGCAGGUGAAGGCCAUCAAGCAGCUGGGAGACCAUGUCACCAACCUGAAGCGCCUGGGAGUGCCCCAGAAUGGCAUGGGAGAGUACCUGUUUGACAAGCACACCCUGGGGGAGAGCAGCUGAAUGCAGUGCAGGUUCUUGUGUUUAGAAGGAAUAUGUAUUACCUGAGCUCAAAAUAAAGAGGAAUACAAGCUG